AUGGCGGACACGAACGAGAAAAGAGAUGCGGGAGGUCUAGACGCCCCCGCAUACGAGAGUGGAGGGAAAGACCCACUUUUUACCACGGCAGCUGUAGAACUCGACGCCAACCAGGUUGAGACGGAUCUGAACAUCACAGGAGAUGACCUGGCCAUUGCGGAAGAGUACGCCAGGACGCUUAGCCUGGAAGACGUGCGAAAGAUCUUCGAACAAGUCGUCAAAAUCCACGAGAACGACCAAAACUUCCCCGUCGCCGUACUGGAGAAAAUGAAGGAGUUCCUCGGCAACGACGACAUCUUCUCAAACCCCGAUGCGCAUGAGAAGCUUAUCCACGAGAUGAAGGUCGAGGCUGCUCUGAUCUACAACAACAGUCCUUACGCCGAGGUCCGCGCUGUUGUGGACAAUACGGAUGAUACGUCCGUGCCUAGCUCUACAAUCCGGUCCUGGACUAUCGGCAUCUUCUUCGUCAUUGCAGGCGCGUUUGUGAACCAGUUGUUCAGCAUUCGUCAACCUACCAUCAACAUUGAAGCAAAUGUUGCUCAACUGCUUGCUUUCCCACUGGGUAAGGCUUGGGAAAGGUUCCUGCCUGAUUGGCGCUUUCGAGUUUUCGGCAACGAACUCAGCCUCAACCCCGGCCGUUUUUCCAAGAAGGAGCACAUGCUUAUCACCAUCAUGGCAAACGUUGGUUUCAAUGUGCCCUACACCAACUACGUCAUCUGGAGUCAAUACCUGCCCAGGUUCUUCAAUCAAAGCUACGCAGGCAAUUUCCUAUACCAGAUCCUCAUUGCAUUGGGCACCAACUACAUCGGAUACGGUGUCGCAGGAAUUUGCAGGCGCUUCCUGGUGUACCCGGCGCAUUGCGUGUGGCCAUCUUCUCUGGUCACUAUUGCUUUGAACGCGUCUUUCCAUGAUGAGAAGAACAUGCCCGUCACGGGUCCAUUCAGGCGAGUGUUUGCAGCCUCCCGCCUGAGGUGCUUUCUCUUCUGUUUCGCCGGCAUGUUCUGCUACUUCUGGUUCCCCAACUACAUCUUCCAAGCGCUGAGCUACUUCAACUGGAUGUCCUGGAUUGCGCCCGAUAACCUCAACCUCAACACUGUUACCGGCAUGGUCAACGGCCUCGGCAUCAACCCCAUCCCGACUUUUGACUGGAAUACGCUCCUAUUCAUCGAGGGCAACUCUCCGCUGGUCUUGAGCUUCUUCUACUGGGCCAACCAACUGGGUGGAAUGCUCGCAACGGUACCCGUCGUUCUGGGCAUGUGGUACACCAAUAUCUGGAACACGGGAUACUUGCCGAUCAACUCGAACAGAAUCUGGGACAACACGGGCCAGGAGUACAACAUCAGCCGGGCCAUCGAUGAGCGCGGUAUGUUCGAUGCCAGCAAGUACGAGAACUACUCUCCAGCGCUUAUGUCGGCUUCAAGUUUGAUCAAGUAUCUUGCCUUCUUUUCCAUCUACGCAGCCACGAUAUCGUACGCCUAUCUGUGGCAUCGCCAUGAGAUCUGGAUGGGACUGAAGGGCAUGUUCAAACGCGGCGAGAAGACGGCAUACCAGGACGUCCACAACAGAUUGAUGUCAGCCUAUCCGGAGGUAUCCGAGUGGUGGUACCUUGCGGUACUGCUGUUCGCUGUCGGAUGCUCAAUCGGCGGAGUGGCUGGAUGGGAUACUUAUACAACCGUCGGCGUUGUGUUUUACGGCUUGGCUCUUUGCCUCGUCUUCGUCAUUCCUGUCGGCCUCAUCUUCGCCAUCACCGGCCUGGAGGUAACACUGAACGUGCUCGCCGAGUUCAUUGGCGGAUCCUGGGUUGCUGGAAAUGCUCUGGCUAUGAAUUAUUUCAAGUCUUUCGGAUAUGUCACCUGCGCCCACGCACUUCGCUUCUGCAACGACCUCAAGAUGGCCCACUACGUCAAGAUCCCACCCCGCCACACCUUCUGGGCACAGAUCGUCGGCACCCUCGUCUCGAGCUUCAUCUGCACAGCUGUCAUGAACUUCCAGAUGAACAACAUCGCCGACGUCUGCGAGUCUUACCAGGCCAACCACUUCACCUGCCCAGGCAUCAACACCUUCUUCACCGCUGCCGUUCUCUGGGGCACCAUCGGCCCGAUAAAGGUCUUCGGCAAGGGCGGCCAGUACACCUGGCUUCUGAUCGGGUUCCCAAUAGGCUUCUUCCUGCCCAUCCUCGUUUACUACGCUAGGAAGAAGUGGCCCAAGACGCACUGGCUGCGGUUCAUUCAUCCUGUUUGCAUCUUCAACGGGCCCAUCCAAUGGGCGCCGUACAACGUCAGCUACAUGUGGCCCACCGUGCCAGUGGCGUGGCUCUCGCACGUCUACCUCAAGACGCGGUACACGGCCUUCUGGUCCAAGUACAACUACGUUGUUUCCGCCGCAUUCUCAGCCGCCAUUGCCAUUGCCGCCAUCGUCAUUUUCUUUGCGCUGCAGUGGUCUUCCGUGUCGCUUAACUGGUGGGGCAACAGCGUCUCAUUCCAGGGCUGCGAGGACGAUGCUUGCACGAGGUACACGGUGGCGGAUGGAGAGUACUUUGGGCCUAGGAUUGGGCAGUUUCACUGA
This is a messenger RNA of Lasiodiplodia theobromae, 2565 nucleotides long. RefSeq names its product OPT oligopeptide transporter. Gene Ontology annotation, molecular function: oligopeptide transmembrane transporter activity. Gene Ontology annotation, biological process: transmembrane transport. The record is from RefSeq and is a predicted model, not a curated record. Bases 1 to 2565 code for a protein of 854 amino acids. NCBI's taxonomy places the organism in Eukaryota, Fungi, Ascomycota, Dothideomycetes, Botryosphaeriales, Botryosphaeriaceae. The transcript has 11 exons.